AAUCAUCGUCAUCAACCAAUGAAGUACAGAAAGAAGACACGUUGCCCUCGUCGGUCACGCCCCCAGCAAAACAAACAAAACAAAGGAAAACAAGAUCAAAACUCAUCAAUUACAUCACUAUGGCGCUUAUGCUGUUUAUGUUAAUUAUAUCACCGGCACAAUGCAAUCAUAGCGUGUCACAUUUCAAAGAGGGACAAGGCAUUUAUUUUGAUAAAAUAACGAACAUGAAGCUGGCCCGAGACGAGUGGAAACUUGUAGUUUAUUAUGACAUCAAUCCGUACUGGGAAGGAUCAGAACUAUUUUCCAAAUACAUCAAACACUUGGAAAAUAUGUGUCACGCCUUCGAAAAUAAACAACAGUGCAACAUCGUCCUAACUCAACUGCGCCACGCCUUUUCGGAACUAAAAUACUACGACAGCAUGCUACUCGGUCAACGCGUCGAGUCCCCACGACAGAGAAGGGCCUUCUUCAACGGCGUCGGUAACGUCGCUCACAGCCUGUUCGGCAUACUCGAUGAACAGUUUGCCGAACAAUAUCAGAAGGACAUCGACCUGACCAGAGCUAAUGAGAAACAUUUAGCACAAUUAUGGAGGAAUCAAACUUCGGUUAUCGAGGCGGAAGCUAACUUACUGAAAAGAGUUGAAACAUCAAUGCAAAAUCAGCACAAAACGUUCAAUCAACACAUAAACAACGUCGAGAAGAGCCUUAACAAGCAGGCAACUGAAAUUCAAGAAUCAACCUACAUAAAUGACAUCACCAUAUCAUCAAUCAUCGCUAACAACAUACUCGUGAACCUGAAGAGCAUACAAGACACUUUAUUGGACACCAUUGCUAACGUAAUUUAUGGCAAAUUUAACGUGCAUCUCUUGACACCACAACAGUUGAAAGAUGAGCUGAACAUCAUAGCCGGGCAGAUGCCAAAGGAUUUGACUCUACCCUGCGAGAACAUCAACACUGAUCUACACUGAAAGUGCGAACAAGAAUGACCCGUCAGUACCUUAUCUUCGAAAUCAAGAUUCCCUUAGUUUUUCAAGAUGUGUAUGAACUCUUCAGAUUAAUAUCAAUCCCACGUCAAGUUGGAAAAAAUAUGAUCAAAAUACGAC
Molecule: messenger RNA, 1103 nt
Organism: Leguminivora glycinivorella
Lineage: Eukaryota; Metazoa; Arthropoda; Insecta; Lepidoptera; Tortricidae
Exons: 2
Coding region: 120-968 (282 amino acids)
Source: RefSeq, a predicted model, not a curated record